GGCAACGGAGCGAGGGGAAGGCGGCGGGGUAAACCGGAACCGGAAAUGGCUGCGAGGUGGCUGCUGCUGCUGCUGCUGGCGCUCCUCGCCGCCCACGCCGCGGCUCUUCCUGAUUUCAUUAGGAUAGGUGGGCUGUUUCAUCCGUCGGACGACAAACAGGAAGUGGCCUUCCGCUAUGCCGCGGAGAAAAUCAACGCCAACCGGGACAUUCUGCCCAAGUCUCGGCUCAGUGCCCAGGUCGAGGUGAUACAGCCGCAGGAUAGCUUCCACGCGUCGAAACGAGUAUGCCACUUGCUGCGCGGCGGCGUGGCGGCGAUUUUUGGGCCGCAGAGCGCGCACACGGCGUCCCACGUGCAGAGCAUUUGCGACACCAUGGAAAUUCCGCACUUGGAGACACGCUGGGACUACCGAAUCAGACGGCAGAGCUGCCUCGUCAACCUCUAUCCACACCCGACCACUCUGUCCAAGGCGUACGUCGAUCUGGUGAAGGCCUGGGGGUGGAAGAGUUUCACCAUUAUCUACGAGAACAACGAGGGACUCGUGCGAUUGCAGGAACUUCUGAAAGCGCACGGACCCAGCGAAUUUCCCAUUACGGUCAGACAGCUGAGCGAGGGAUCGGAGUAUCGAUCCGAGACUCGCCCGUGGGUAUGUCGAGCGAUAACUCAAACGGUCUAUAUUGAAGUCCCGAAGUCGAUUCUAAGAUUCCGCAUGGCGAACUGCAAAAGGCCGCCGCCUCUCCGCUGCCGCCUCCGCCGCCUCCGGUUGUCCGAGGAUUAA
Harpegnathos saltator (Jerdon's jumping ant) is the source of this 777-nucleotide messenger RNA. Its product is annotated as glutamate receptor ionotropic, kainate 1-like. Bases 46 to 777 code for a protein of 243 amino acids. The record is from RefSeq and is a predicted model, not a curated record. Lineage: Eukaryota; Metazoa; Arthropoda; Insecta; Hymenoptera; Formicidae. The transcript is spliced from 6 exons.